AUCCCAGCACUGGAGAAGCAGAGGCAGGGUUGUUUGUCACUCUCAAAGGGGAGACCCACAGGUUGAGAACCACUGCAGUAGAGGAAGACCAGAUUAGAGCAUCCUGGACUCUUGCCAUUCCUGAUUCAUUUAGCAGUGACCUUGGUUGGCAUCUCCUCAAAGAAUGAAACAGCAGCUGAUCUCUUUUGACUUCUUGAAAUCCUUAGAAGACUUAACCAUCCUAGCUUCUUUAAUGGCCUUGUACAGGGGCUGAAGAAAUGGCUCAGCAAUUAAGAACACAUUUUGUUCUUGCAGGGGACCCAAGUUUAACUUCCAGAAUCCAGAUCAGGUAGCUCACAUCCAUCUGUCACCCCAGCUCUAGGCGAUUCAAAGCUUCCUCUCCUCUCACCCACCUCCCCCCCCCAAAAAUAAUGAAAAGGCCUUUCUAUUCAAUCGCAUGCAGAGUGGCCCACAAAAGCCACAUCCUGGUGCUAGCCCUUCAUAUUAAUUCUCAUCUCACAAAAGGAGAACACAGCAUUGGAUAGGGCUAAUCCAGUACGAUAGCUUCAGAGAUGACAGGGCUUAAGACGAUACCUUUGAGGGCACAAUGCAAGUGCAUCUCUAGAACCUUCUAUUCUAGAACCUACACCCAGUCCUUUGGAGUUUCUCCUCUCCAGUCAGUCUAGAGCUGUGGAAGCCUCCUCCUGAGGCUCUUAACCUACGCUUUUAGCCUAAAACCCACUACGCCUUCAGAAACUCGACUGUUUUCUCCAAGGGACGGCGGGUCCUUCCUGGCCUUCUGCUUCCCUAGUCCCUUGCCCUCUGAAACAAGUUAGACCUCCGCUGUGUCCCUUCCCCUGGCUGACGGGCAGUAAGCUGGCCCACCAAGCCCAAUUCUGUGGCACCCUGCCUUCCAUGAGGAGCAACAGCCGGCGCAAGUUGGAUCAGAGGGUGUUCAUAGAACAGGUUCGAGAAUGCAUGAACAAUGGUUACUUGCUCUCCUCCAAGAAGAUCGGAUCUGGUGCUUUCUCCAAGGUCUACUUGGCCUAUGCAACACGUGAGCGCAUGAAGCACAACCCUAGGCUAUCCUGUGACUUGCGGGGCAAGCACCACACUAUGGUGGCUAUUAAGAUUGUGUCCACGGCUGAAGCCCCAGCGGAAUAUUCCAGAAAGUUCCUGCCCCGGGAGAUUUUAUCACUCAAUGCUACCUACAAGCACGUGAACAUAGUUCAGCUGUAUGAGACCUACCAGAACAGCCAGCGCUCCUACCUGGUACUGGAGUUGGCAGCGAGAGGUGACCUGUUGGAGCAUAUCAAUGCAGUGUCAGACCUCCGAUGUUGCCCAGGGCUGGAGGAAGAAGAGGCCCGAAGGCUGUUCUGGCAACUGGUCAGCGCUGUGGCCCACUGCCACAAUGUUGGCAUUGUACACAGGGACUUGAAAUGUGAAAAUAUCCUGUUGGAUGACCAGGGCUUCAUAAAGCUGACAGAUUUUGGCUUUGCCAACUGGGUGAGGCUUAAGAAUUCUCUGCUGAGCACUUUCUGUGGCUCUGUGGCCUACACGGCCCCAGAGAUCCUCAUGAGCAAGAAGUACAACGGUGAGCAGGCUGAUCUGUGGAGCCUAGGGAUCAUCCUCCAUGCCAUGGUGUCUGGGAAGCUGCCCUUCAAGGAACACCAGCCCCAUCGCAUGCUGCACCUGAUUCGUCGAGGUCCCAUCUUCAAGCCAGGGCUGUCCCCAGAGUGCCGGGACCUGAUCCGAGGGCUGCUUCAGCUGCAUCCAUGUGACCGCCUAGACCUACAGCAGGUGGCUGCUCACUGCUGGAUGCUGCCUGCAGAACACAUGCUGCCCUCUGGGCUGGGAGCUCCCCGAGAACAGGAGCACUCCUGGUCCACAAUAGCCCUAGACAACAUAGAGCCUGACAGAGAUAGCAGGUAUGCCAGAAGCAAAGGCUCCAGCCCCUCCAGUGGCAGGACAUCUCCAAGGAGAGCCUCUCUGGCCCAGCUCUGCAGCACCUGGAAGCCUGCACCAGAGCAAUAGGUUCUACAACCCUUGGGCUUAGGCGUACCAUGGCAGGUGGCUGCUCUCUAUGUCCCAUGUUCUCCAACCGGAACAUGGCUGGGCACUCUCUGGUGAAUUGAGGGUGGGUGGGUGUGUGCAGAUAAAAAAAAAUGUUCAUUCUGUUGAA
This is a messenger RNA of Mastomys coucha (southern multimammate mouse), 2161 nucleotides long. RefSeq names its product testis-specific serine/threonine-protein kinase 5. The coding region runs from base 895 to 2013 and encodes 372 amino acids. The record is from RefSeq and is a predicted model, not a curated record. The transcript has 9 exons. Gene Ontology annotation, cellular component: cytoplasm. Gene Ontology annotation, biological process: microtubule cytoskeleton organization; protein phosphorylation; intracellular signal transduction. Gene Ontology annotation, molecular function: protein serine/threonine kinase activity; tau-protein kinase activity; ATP binding. Lineage: Eukaryota; Metazoa; Chordata; Mammalia; Rodentia; Muridae.